Messenger RNA from Euleptes europaea (tarantolino), 1434 nucleotides. RefSeq names its product rhomboid like 3 (gene RHBDL3). Gene Ontology annotation, molecular function: serine-type endopeptidase activity; calcium ion binding. The transcript is spliced from 10 exons. The coding region runs from base 1 to 1374 and encodes 457 amino acids. The record is from RefSeq and is a predicted model, not a curated record. Gene Ontology annotation, cellular component: membrane. NCBI's taxonomy places the organism in Eukaryota, Metazoa, Chordata, Lepidosauria, Squamata, Sphaerodactylidae.
AUGGGAGACAGGUUGCCGGAGCCAACUCGCGCCAAGCCUUCGCCUGCCGUGGCCGCCCCUUCCGAAGCAGAAGCGAUCGAGGUGCUGGAGGCCGAGGAUGUCUGGCCCCUGUCUGCGGAGGACAACCAUAGAGUUGGAAGGAACCAAAGUUCAUCUACUCCAACCUGCUGCCCAGUGGCAAGGCCGUCAACACACCAACCCCCCACAGAACAACCUUUGCUGUCCAGAACACAGAGAGACACAAGCAGAGGGCAGAAGCACACCAGAAAGCACUGGAAAACUCUGUUUGAUCAGUUUGACCCUGAGAACACUGGCUACAUCAGCACAGAGAAAUUCCGAAGCCUCCUCCAAAGCUAUGGCUCUGAGUUGGAUCCACACAAGCUAGAAGUGCUCUUGGCCUUGGCAGACAACAAUUCUGAUGGGAAGAUCUGUUACCAAGACUUUGUCAAUUUGAUGAGUAAUAAAAGGUCCAAUAGCUUCCGCCAAGCCAUUUUGCAGGGGAACCGAAGGUUAUGUAGCAAGGCACUGCUGGAGGAGACAGGACUUAGCCUUUCCCAGCGGUUGAUUCGGCAUGUUGCGUAUGAAACGUUGCCACGUGAGAUAGACCGGAAGUGGUACUAUGACAGUUACACCUGUUGCCCUCCUCCUUGGUUCAUGAUUGCCAUCACCAUCGUAGAGGUCGCCUUCUUUCUGUACAAUGGAGUGGUACUAGAUAGGUUUGUGCUGCAAGUCACCCACCCCUUAUAUUUGAAGAACUCAUUGUUAUAUCAUCCUCAGCUGCGGGCCCAAGCCUGGAGGUACCUCACCUACAUAUUCAUGCAUGCAGGGAUUGAGCACCUCGGACUCAAUGUAGUUCUUCAGCUUUUGGUUGGAGUCCCCCUUGAAAUGGUUCAUGGGGCAGCAAGAAUUGGGUUCGUCUACAUUGCUGGAGUUGUGGCAGGAUCUUUGGCAGUGUCUGUUGCUGAUAUGACUGCACCUGUCGUGGGCUCCUCUGGUGGGGUGUAUGCCCUUAUAUCUGCCCACCUAGCCAACAUAGUAAUGAACUGGUCUGGAAUGAAGUGCCAAUUCAAGCUGUUGCGCAUGGCUGUGGCCUUGAUCUGUAUGAGCUUUGAAUUUGGAAGAGCCGUAUGGCUGAGGUUCUACCCAUCCGCCUAUCCUCCAUGUCCACACCCAAGUUUCGUCGCCCACCUUGGUGGGGUAGCGGUCGGAAUCACCCUAGGUGUGGUCAUCUUAAGGAACUAUGAGCAAAGACUCCAAGACCAGUCCUUAUGGUGGAUCUUUGUGUCCAUGUAUAUGGUAUUUGUUCUCUUUGCCAUCUUCUGGAACAUUUUCGCCUACAGUCUGUUGGACCUGAAACUACCUCCACCUCCUUGAGAGUCUCAGCUAAGGACCUGUAAAGAACAAAUUGAUGACUUCCUUCUGGCAGCUCCAUUG